Molecule: messenger RNA, 2600 nt
Organism: Carica papaya (papaya)
Lineage: Eukaryota; Viridiplantae; Streptophyta; Magnoliopsida; Brassicales; Caricaceae
Source: RefSeq, a predicted model, not a curated record
UUCAAUCCACCAUUAUCACCUUUCUUCUUUACGAGCUUUUUCUCUCUAUCUUGUGGUGAAUCUCUCCUACAAGCUUUUCAGCUUCUCUCUCUCUCUCUCUCUCUCUUUCUGCGCUAUAAGCUUCUGUCGUUAUCAAGAAUCUCAUAGUUGAAGAAGCUUAUCUUGAAGAAAAUCUUCCUUGCCUCCGUAGAAAAAAAAGUUUGGAAUAGCAGAGAGAAGAGCUUGGUUUUAAUUUACGUACUGUUUCGUUAAGUUGAUAUAAUGGGUAGAGACUGGUACUGGGGUGGUGGUAACAGAUCCUCCUCCAGCUCCAAGAGAGGUGGCAAUGGAGGUUAUAAACACACUGUUAAAGGCAGUACUACUGGUUACAGUACUUCAAGCUGUAGUAGUACAACAGCUACUACAGCUUCUGGUUGCAUGAGUGCUGUGUUUCACUUCUUUGAUUUUCAUCACUACCAGUUCCCUUUACACCACCAUCACCAACCUUCUUCUCCUCCUCCUCCAUUGAAACCCACCUCUCCCCAGCUUCCUCUUCAUGAUCAAGAAGAACAACCCAUUUCACUCAAAGGUGUAGAAGCACCAAGAAACAGCUUGGAACUAUCUGAAGAGGCUUCAUUAUCAUCAGCCAACAAGGAAGAAGAGAGUUUGAAUAUCCCAAUGGGUAUUCAAAUCAAAACAAUUAGAGAAGGAGAUACCAGAUCAUCAGCUUCAUACAAUGAAUUUUCCUCAGAUAUCAUAAGCUGUUCUCCAGGAGGAAGCAAGACUCCAAACUUGCUGGCAAGACUCAUGGGUCUUGAUCUUCUUCCAGAUAAUAACCCUUCACUAUCUCCUUCUUCUUCAAAUUUAGGGACACCAAAUCUUCAAAAACCUUAUGCAAUACUCCACUGUAAUAAUCAUUCACGGGCCAGACAAACUCUACAUAGCAAGCAAAUAACCAGGCACAGAAACUCUAUCGAUGGUGAUAUUAUAGGCACGCGUUCUUUGCCUGAGACACCUAGAAUAUCUUCAGCUAGGAGAUCAGACGUGGAACAUCGUCUUUCUCUGCAACUCAAUAAAGAGAACAUGUGUGGGAGUGAUCAAGAGCUGGAGUUCUCCCGAUUCUCGUCCUUGAGAAGGAAAGACUUGAAGCAAGAAGAUGAAAACAGGAGCCCCAGAGAAUAUGCGAGGCAGAUAGUGAAGCAGGUCAAAGAAAAUGUAAGCAGAAAAGUUGGCAUGGACAUAACCAACACACUCAAAAACAGAGAUCAUCAAGAGCUUGUCGCUCAAUUAAAAUCCAAGAAAAGCUCCAGGUUUUCAAGCAGAGUACUUGAUGUGGCUCAUCAUGACACCAGCCCCGCCAAAUCAGCACCUUCUUGCUCACCGAGACUCAGAUUUUUGGAGUCCAAAACCAAACAAACAAACAACACCACAUCAUCAUCGUCGUCAUCAUCAUCAAUAAAAGAGCAAACUUUUCAUCAGCCAAAACCACAAGUAAUUCAUCCACCAUCAUCAUUACAGCAGGCGAGUACGCAGCCGGAGCCAGUGAAGAUUUCGACAAGGGCUAAAUUAGUACUACCGGUGGUGCAAGAAGAGCAUCAACAACAAAAAAAACAGCAAAGACCCAUCAAGAAAUGCAAGAAAGGAGACAGUGAAAGGUUCGGUUCAAGGUUGGCAAAGCCUCUACCAACAACAGACAUUGUCCGAAACAAGCAGGAAGAGCCCUUUGUUCGUCCUUCAACUCCCAACAAACCUAACAUUAUUAUUCCCGACAAGAAAUCCAGGAAAACCCCAUUCUCAAAUGAUCUCCUCAACAUCACCCUCCCCAUAUCUCUUCUUCCUGUCAAAAAAGAUCCCUCUCCUCCUGCCACAAAGCUAGUUCAGAAACAGGUAACGGAGGCUCAAGCAUCGAAACGGACCUCACAGUUAUCUAGUAGUGCGAGCCAAACGUACAAACAAGAAGCAAGGCGCCUGCUCAUUGUCCCAGAUAACAACAGCCAUGACAGAUUUUACGCUACCCCUAUCAGUAUUUCCCCGCCUAAUACCACCACCAAGACCGCCGCACACGGAGCAGAGCAUGAUUACAUAACCAGAAUAAUACGACGAAUAGGUGUGGGAAAAGAUACUCCCGUCUCAUUCGCCAGAUUGUUCUCUCCUUCCCACCCUCUUGAUCCCUCCAUCUUUCAUUACCUCGAACACUUGGCGAUCACUGGUAAAACCCAGUUGAGUCUUCGUUGUAACCGAAAGUUACUGUUCCAUUUAGUGGACGAGAUUCUUGUGGAGAUCUUGAAGCCUUACAUGAACCUAAAACCAUGGGCCAACCCGGUGGAUCGACGUGACUGCUACAUCGGGUCAGAGCUCAUCGACAUGUUGUGUGCAAGGAUUCGAAGCUUCCCAUGUGCGGAUUGUCGCGUCCUCGAAGACAUUGACGCUUUGAUUGACAGAGAUUUGACGCGAAACCACUCACUACAACUGCAAGGCCCGGUGGCGUUUGAGGAAGAAGGCGAAGGAAUCGUGGCAGAGAUAGAGAAGGACAUACUAGAAACGCUCGUCCACGAAACGGCAGCGGAUUUGUGGGUUUGUGUGUGGUAAUGAAACGGCACCGUUUGAACGCGAGAGAGAGA